Cuscuta campestris is the source of this 2091-nucleotide messenger RNA. The record is from the annotation of a GenBank genome assembly. NCBI's taxonomy places the organism in Eukaryota, Viridiplantae, Streptophyta, Magnoliopsida, Solanales, Convolvulaceae.
ACUAUCAGGUUAUCUGAUUGGCCACCUCUACUUACGAGCUCUGGGGCCUAACGCACGACUCUCUCUCACUCUACCCGUUCAAUUCCCGCUGCCGUACCGCCGACCAGAGACGCCGACCAGGAAGCCGACGCCGUCCAUCGCCGCUGUCUCUCUCCCUCUCGUUGCCGUUCAUCUGUCCCGGUAGCUGAAGUAGAGAAACCGCCCGUCAGUCCGUCCGCUCAUCUCCGCCGACCAGAGCAGCGCCGUGACUCGCCGUCGACUCAAGGGGGGUUCCGGCCGACGUUAUCCUCUUCUUCCUCCGUCGCGCGCAGCUGGCCGGCGAAACCAGGGAAAGAUUUGCAGCCGCGAGUUUCCCCGAUUGAAGUUGAAUUCGUCUUUUUUGAGAGAACGUCGCUUUGUGUAAUUAUUAUACAAGAUGACGAGUGAAGGAGUUGAACAAGAGCAAGAAAAUUUGUUCCCUGAUGGUUUCAAUUCCAACUAUCUCAAAGUUUACUAUGUGUUAAUUUAUGUUCUAUACUUAAUUGAUGCCAUAAGCUUCAUGCCACCGACUUCAACAUAGCUGGGAUUAAGGAAGGCUUUUUCCAUAUGCUGAUAUGUUUAAAUGGCUGUCAUAUGGAAAUGAUGGAAAGCAUCCUGGAUGUGAUCAGUCAUACUUUGGGCGUAGAGAGUUUUCCUUCACCUUAGAUAAUAACAUAUAUCUGCGUUUUCAAUCAUUCAACAAUGCCUCUGAUUUGGAAAAAGCCAUCAAGGAGAAGUGUCCAUUCAAAAUUGAUAUUGGAGCCAUUUAUAAUGUGGAUCCUGCAAAAAGGCAUGCCUAUGCACAAGGCGAUAACAAUUUCACGCCAACUGAGAAAGAGCUGGUCUUUGAUAUUGAUAUAUCAGACUAUGAUGAUGUUAGGUAUUGCUGCAAGGAAGCUAAUGUUUGCUCUAAAUGCUGGCCACUGAUGACAGUUGCUAUUAAAGUCAUUGACACUUCACUUAGAGAGGAUUUUGGAUUCAAUCACAUUCUCUGGGUGUACAGUGGUCGGCGUGGUGUCCAUUGUUGGGUUUGUGAUGCCAAAGCUAGAAGGUUGAAUAAUGAACAAAGGGCUGCUAUUGCUGAUUAUUUUCGUGUCUACAAGGGAAACGAGAAUAGCAAUCGAAAAGUUUCUUUCAUGGGUCCUACACUUCAUCCUUUCCUUGUGAGAUCAUACACAGAUGUCUUGAAGGAUUUUUUUGAGAACAAAUAUCUUUUGAGUCAAAAUUUGUUCUCAAGCCAGGAAAGUUGUGAGGAGAUACUGAAAAUGGUUCCCGAUGAGCAUAUUGUAUCUGAGCUCCGAUCAAGGUGGCAGGAAAAGGGGCGCGUGAAAGAUGAUAUUAAUGUUUACAGAUGGGAACAACUAAAACGUAUGCUGCAAUCUGGUAAACAAAAGGCUCACGGUAUUCGUAGGUGUGUUGAAGAGAUAGUGUUUUCUUUUACGUACCCUAGACUUGAUAUGGAGGUUUCCAGAAAAAUGAAUCAUUUAUUGAAAGCACCAUUCUGCGUGCACCCCCAAACAGGCCGUGUCUGCAUUCCUAUUGACCCAAAUGAAUGCGAUGAAUUUGACCCCUCUGCUGUGCCAACUCUUUCACAACUUCUUGGAGAACUUAACAGGGGAGGUUCUAGAGCUGAGAUGGAUAAUGAAUGGGACCGAACGUCGCUCGGGAAAUCAAUCAGAUAUUUCAGGCAAUCCUUCUUGCAGCCAUUGCUAAAAUCUUGCAAGGACGAUAUAGAACGUAGUCACAGCACGAAACUUCAAAACGGAAAGAAUGUGUUGAGCUGGUAGUUUUAAUGUUCCUGAGGUCUAUAAAACAGGAAGACAGAUCUAUCUGCUUUGUAAUGUGUAUUAUAUGAUUGGGUAAUAUUUGGGUUGUCUGUAAUAUGCCCUUUAGAUUAUUUUUUUCCAGACAUGCAUAGAAAGUGGGCAAAGUCUACAUGUUAUAACUGUGAGCUUGCAAUUUGCAUUUUUUUAUUUAUUAACAGAACCCUACUUUUUUUGUACUUAGCUGCAAGUAUUAUAUUCUCUUCUCGGAUUUUUUUUAAAUUUGUUGUCAUAAAUUUAUACUUCCUCU